AUGUAUUCCAGGGGUCUGCUUCCGUUGCUCCUGAGCGCAUUGAUUAGCUUGGUGGUGGCCACUCCAGUAUCACAUUUGGACCCCACUCUAUCACGGGUGUUCGACACAACCGACAAGCUACCUCUACCAAACCAGGGAAACUUGCGUGCACACGAUCCCAAUAUCCUGCAAUACAAUGGCAGUUUCUACCUCUUUAAAGGUGGUCCUCAUGUGCCGUUCUUCAAGGCAACCGACUUGAGCGGACCCUGGACCAAGAUCGGCACCGUCCUCGAUGGCGACAGUGUGAUCCACAUGGGAAAUCGGUCGCGCCCCUGGGCCCCGACCACUAUCGAGCGUGACGGCACUUUUUACUGCUACUAUACCCUCAGCUGGAGUGGGUCGCGUACAAGCGCUAUCGGUGUUGCCACCACGACCACACUAGACGGUAGCCCUUGGACCGACCAUGGCGCUAUGAUUCAUACGGGCCAUGGGCCAGGCUCACAAGUCUGGCCGUUUACCAUUACCAACGCCAUUGACGCGUCUUUCAUCACCGAUAAUUCAACUGGCAAAUCGUACCUCAACUACGGCAGCUUUUGGCACGAUAUCUGGCAACUUCCGCUCUCCGACGAUCUUCUCUCGAUUGAGAACCCCAAGGAUCCAGAUGCCGUGCAAUUGACCUUCAUACCACAUGAGAAAAUCAAGCCGGAAGAAGGCUCAUGGAUGAGCUAUCACGACGGCUAUUACUACGCCUGGUUCAGCCACGGCCAGUGCUGCCGCUUCAACGAGGGCUUCCCAGCGCGUGGCAUGGAGUACAGUAUCCGAGUAGGCCGGUCGCGGAACGUGCGCGGGCCUUUCGUGGAUAAAGAGAACCAGCUGUUACUUGAUGGCGGCGGGACGAUAGUCUACGCAUCCAAUCAUGGCAAGGUCUAUGCCCCCGGUGGGAUUGGCGUGUUGGCUGGGAAUGAUACUACACCGGAUAUUCUCUAUUAUCAUUACCUGAACACGUCGAUCGGGUUUACAGAUGCGGAUGCUCAUCUAGGCUGGAACGUUUUGAAGCACUCGGAUGGGUGGCCCUUUGUGGUUGAUGGUAUAGUCAGCACCGAUUCCGGGGCGAUGGAAUACCUACCGAACUGUUUCUAUCUAACGAUGUUGAUGUUUUCAUGGCUGUACAUAUGGUCAUAG
Messenger RNA from Penicillium cinerascens, 1161 nucleotides. RefSeq lists its product as uncharacterized. Gene Ontology annotation, biological process: carbohydrate metabolic process. The transcript is spliced from 3 exons. The record is from RefSeq and is a predicted model, not a curated record. Gene Ontology annotation, molecular function: arabinan endo-1,5-alpha-L-arabinosidase activity. Lineage: Eukaryota; Fungi; Ascomycota; Eurotiomycetes; Eurotiales; Aspergillaceae. Bases 1 to 1161 code for a protein of 386 amino acids.